This is a messenger RNA of Bipolaris maydis ATCC 48331, 1596 nucleotides long. RefSeq names its product cytochrome P450. Gene Ontology annotation, molecular function: monooxygenase activity; heme binding; oxidoreductase activity, acting on paired donors, with incorporation or reduction of molecular oxygen. The record is from RefSeq and is a predicted model, not a curated record. Lineage: Eukaryota; Fungi; Ascomycota; Dothideomycetes; Pleosporales; Pleosporaceae.
AUUCCUGUCCCGACACAUGCUUCAACCUGGUUGUCCCUUGACCCUAGCAGUCAGCCCGCCAUGACAUCUCAGACCAACGCGUACACCGCGCGAGUGCUUCCUUCUGUACCGCUCCUUUGCUUCGCUGCGUACCUUGCCUAUCUGAUUGCACGUGCCUUUUACCGCCUCUAUCUCCAUCCACUAGCCAAGUUUCCGGGGCCUAAGAUCGCGGCUGUCACAAGCUUCUACGAAGGCUACUACGAGAUAGUUCUCAAAGGACAAUACUCGAAGCAGAUAUCCAAACUCCACGACCAAUACGGCCCCAUUAUUCGAGUAACACCCGACGAGCUGCAUAUCCGAGACUCACGAUUCUUCGACCAACUCUAUCCCAAGAACGUCCAUCUCGACAAGGAAGGAUGGGACAAGCGAUUUGGCGUCGCCGACGGUGUGCUGGCCACGGUAAACGCCGAAGCACAUAAGCGGCGACGUGCCGCAUUGGCCCCCAUGUUCUCACGUCGUUCCAUUCUCGACUUUGUCCACAUCAUCUACCGCCAUGUUGACACGCUUGCUUAUCGCAUGCAAGAGUUUGAGGAGCGUGCAGAGCCGCUCAAUCUCACCCAUGCCUUUCCCGCCCUGACUGGCGACACCAUCAUGGACUACUUUUUCGGCUUCAACUACAACCACCUCAAGAAUCCUCAAUUCGAGUCCUUCCAUGACGCUUUUAUCAAGAUUUCCGGCAUGGGCCAUCUCGCUAAGCAAUUCCCCAUGAUCCUUCCUAUCAUGGACGCCAUCCCUGAUCAAAUCACCGGGUGGCUGCAGCCUGCUGCAAAACCCAUCCUAAAAUUCAAGCAGGACCACCGCGCCCUAAUCACCCGCACCCUCCGCGGCGAAGACCUCAAAUCCAACGACGCCAAAAAAACCAUCUUCCAAGAAAUCCUCGACUCCAAACUACCUCCUCAAGAUAAAUCCCACCGGCGACUCGCAGAAGAGGCCCAAGUCAUUCUCGGCGGCGGCGUCGAAACAACAGCCUUCUCCCUCGCCGUAGCCGCCUUCCACAUCAUCAACACACCGCACAUAUACCACCGCCUCCAUACAGACCUCGUCGCCGCCUUCCCCAACAAGAACGACCUGGACCUAGCCGUGCUGGAGAAAAUGCCCUAUUUGAAAGCUGUAAUCAUGGAAGCCAUACGCCUAUCCUACGGCAUCUCAUCCAGGAACCCCAGGACCCACAAGACCCCCUUGCAUUACAAAGACUGGGUUAUACCCCCAAAUACCUGUGUUUCAAUGACCAUAUCCGAUUCCUCGCACGAUCCCGCCAUCUUCCCAGACUCCACCGCUUUCAUGCCAGAGCGCUGGCUCGCCGAUCCCCGCACCCAGGAUGGACUGCCGUUGGAUCGCUUCUUGGUGUGUUUUGGGCGCGGCACAAGAGCCUGCUUGGGCAUUACCAUGGCCUGGACGGAAAUGUAUCUCGUCCUCGGUAUGAUGUUUCGCCGGUACAAGUAUGACUUGUUUGAGAGCAGUGUGGCGGAUGUCGAGGUUGGGCAUGAUUUUUUGAUUCCCGUUCCGAGUCUAGAGAGUAAGGGGUUGAGGGUUUUUGUUAAGAGUGUGGAUGAUUAA